AUGCUUGAAGUCGGAAUAAGAGUAGUUCGUGGUCCAGACUGGAAAUGGGGAAAUCAAGAUGAUGGCGAAGGUCAUGUGGGUACCGUGGUUGAAAUAGGAAAACCAGGUUCCUCUACCUCACCGGAUAAAACGGUCGUUGUUCAAUGGGAUUCUGGUUCACGUACUAAUUAUCGUGUCGGCUAUCAAAAUGCCUUUGAUCUAAGAGUUUUUGACAAUGCGCAAAUCGGUGUUAGACAUCCAAAUGUCAUUUGUGAUUCGUGUCGAAAACACGGUAUUCUCGGUAUGAGAUGGAAAUGUGGAAAAUGUUUUGAUUUUGAUUUGUGUACCCAAUGUUACAUGCAAGAUAAACACGAUUUAACACAUCCAUUUAUAAGAUUUGAGACGUCAACAAAUACUCAAGGUUACAAACUUCAAUCACGUCAACAAUUGCCGGAGAAAGUCUUGGCGAAAGGAAUAUUCAAAGGAGCAAUGGUGGUGAGAGGUGCUGAUUGGGAUUGGAAUAAUCAAGACGGAGGAAAUGGGCAAGGCAAAGUCACUGAAAUCAAAGGAUGGGAAAGAGAGUCGGGAAGAAGUGUGGCAACUGUUCAGUGGACACAUAAUCAGAAUUUCAAUGUUUACCGAGUAGGACAUAAAGGCAAAGUGGAUUUAAAAUACGUUCAAGAAGCGAAAAAUGGAAAUUAUUACAAAAUGCAUUUACCUGUACUUGGUGAACAUGUCGAACGUCUAUUACCGCCUGUAUUGGGUAUGUCACUAUUUUCAAUUGGUGAAAAGGUUCGUGUGAUGUUGGAUUUGGAUUUAUUGAAACAACUUCAAGAGGGACAUGGCGGAUGGAACAUCAAAAUGGCGGAUGUUAUUGGCAAAAUUGGCUGUGUUCAUCGUGUAACGGAUCGUGGCGAUAUUCGAGUUCAAUUUGAUGGGCUCAAUAAUCGAUGGACAUUUCAUCCGGGUGCAUUAACGAAAGUCCAUGCCUUUUUGGUUGGUGAUUACGUUAAGAUUAGUCCAGAUGAAGAUAAAGUGCGAUUAUAUCAAAAAGGACAUGGCGAAUGGUCAGAAGGAAUGCAAACAAUUGUUGGACGUAUUGGUAAAGUGAUCCAAGUGUAUUCUGAUGGUGAUAUUCGUGUCUCAUGCUUGGGUUCUGGCCAAAUUUACACGUUUAAUCCUCUUUGUUGUUUACCGAUACCCAAACAUCAAGUUGAACUUCAAAACACCAUUGCGUGGAAUGAACAUGAAUGGGCGUCGAAUUCGUUGGCUAAUUCAUGUAAACAACUACAAUUUAUUUAUGAGCGAACGGCAAAUAGUAUGGGUGCACAAGAUGAGGAAGAAAAUGGAGAUAUUGUUCGAUUAGCAGCACAAGGAAAAUACGCUCAAGUCAGAGAUCUAUUAGUCAAAAAUCCACAACUGGUCGACUAUCGUUCGGGUGAUAAAUCAUCGCUAAUGGUCUCCUCUCAUCAAGGUCAUUUAGAUGUUGUCAAAUUAUUAUUAACGUAUCGAUGUAAUUUAGAAUUGAAAGAUUCGGAUGGUGACACGGCAUUACAUUACUCAUGUUUUGGUAAUCAAUCUGACUGUAUGGAUUUACUUAUAUCGAAAGGAGCCGAUAUUAACUCGGUUAAUCUGACAGGAUGUUCAACUUUACAUAUUGCUGUAAAUAAACAAUUUCUCACAUGUACAAAAAUAUUGCUAAAAUAUCAACAUCAACUGGAUAUUAACUUACAAGAUGUUUAUGGUGAUACUGCUGUGCAUGAUAUAGCUAAUACCCGUGUCAAAUAUGGAAGUGAUGUAAAUGUGAUUAGCGAUAGUACUUUAUCUCUCAUUCAAGAAUUUGAAAAUCAAUCAUUACAAAACUUGCAUGAACAGCAAAGCAACUACUCUGGAUCAUCAUCUUCGACUACAGUCGAUCCCAAAGAUAGUCGUGAAUUAAUUGAUUUAAUAUUACAAGUACCAAAUGUUAAUUUUUCGUUGAAAAAUAAACGUGGAUUUAAUGUACUUCAUCAUGCCGCACUCAAAGGAAACUCAUAUGUAACAUCUCGUCUGAUAACUAUCUGUCGUCAAUUAGUCGAUUCAAAAAAAGAUGACGCGGCAUUAAACGGUCACAAAGAUGUAACAUCUUUAUUAUUACGUGAAGGUCAUGCUGAUAUUGAAAUUGUGAAUAAUCGGAAGCAGACGGCGUUACAUUUAGCUGUCAGUCAAGGUCAUACAUCGAUUAUUGAACUUUUAAUUGUUAAUGGAGCUAAAGUGAAUGUUCUCGAUGAAGAUGGUGAUACACCGUUACAUUUAAUUUUAUCCAAACAACAACAAGUACAAGAACCUAAACCAGGUGAAUGUGAUCAAAUAUUAGAAUUUUCCAAAUCUCUUCCGAGUGAAUUUCGUUACGUUCCAAAUAGUGUUAUAGCCGCUUAUUUAGUUAAAAAUGAAGCACCUCUUCUAUGUAAAAAUCGUCACGAUCGAAUGCCUCUGGAUUAUAUUGCACAAGAACAACCACGUUUCAAAGAAUAUUUAACAUUACUUAAUCGAUCAAUAAUAGCCAAACAAAUUCCCACAACAUUUUGUAUGAUAUGCGAUGAAAGUGCUGCCUCUAUCCUAUUCGAACCGUGUAAACAUAAAGUGGCAUGUUAUGAAUGUUGUCUAAAAAUGAAACGAUGUGUUCUUUGUCAAUUAGCCAUUGAACAUAAAUAUCAACCAGAUGGUCAAUCGAUAGCGAUGACACCUUCUCUAUUGGCACCAUCAUCAAAGCCUCAACAACAAACACAACGUCAUGGAAGUGUCGAUAAAUUGAAAGAAUUAGAAUCUAAAGUACAAGAAUUAGAAGAUAGUAAUUUGUGUUCGAUAUGUAUGGAACGUCAGCGAAAUGUUGCUUUUCUAUGUGGACAUACGGCAUGUUCUGAAUGUUCACAACCUCUAAAAACUUGUCAUAUUUGUCGAAAACAAAUAAUGAAAAAAAUUAAUUUAUAUUCUUAA
Didymodactylos carnosus is the source of this 2955-nucleotide messenger RNA. NCBI's taxonomy places the organism in Eukaryota, Metazoa, Rotifera, Eurotatoria, Philodinida, Philodinidae. The record is from the annotation of a GenBank genome assembly.